Messenger RNA from Cylicocyclus nassatus, 564 nucleotides. Lineage: Eukaryota; Metazoa; Nematoda; Chromadorea; Rhabditida; Strongylidae. The record is from the annotation of a GenBank genome assembly.
AUGCACCGAAUGCUACGACUGCGAGCGCUCUGCACUUUUCUGCUAAUUGCACUUGCUAUUGUGACUCGAGUACGAUGCUACUGUAAUGUGCUUGACCACCAAGCAUGCGAUGAACUCUGUAAAGUUGACAGCUAUUGGUAUGGUCACUGCACAGCAUGGGAUGGAAAAAACUUCAGUUGCAAAUGCUUCGAUUACCCGUCUCCACUGGAUGGUAAAUCAUGUAUCGGAAAACAUUCAAAUUGUGCCAGAAAAUGUAAAGAAACGGGUUCGGAGGGUGGCUUUUGUUAUCCGCAACGGGAUCGAGGAUCAGAACGUAGACGAACAGGCUGUGAAUGCUUCAAAGACGUUCCACCACUUCUCAAACGACGAAAGCGAUCAUACAACCAUGUGCUCGCAAAUAAGAGAUUAACAUAAAGAAAGAAGAUACAGCCUUCGGUAUGAAGAUCUCAAUAAACCGAAGGGUCAAAUAUCAUUUUCGGUAAUGGGUACUGUACAUUGUAUUUCUACAUUUUAUCAUGUUCUGUGCUUACACUGCAGAUUUCUAACCAUAACAGAAUUAUGCUG